CUCAUUUGCUGGUGAAGACCAUGAGGUGUUUUUUGACAUCACAGUGGCAGGUCACGAGGUGGGGCGGAUCGUCAUCGGGCUGUUUGGAGAGGUCGUCCCGCUCACUGUCAAUAACUUUGUCGCCCUGGCAACCGGAGAGAAAGGUUACGGCUACAAAGGGACCAAGUUCCACAGAGUAAUCAAAGACUUCAUGAUCCAGGGGGGAGACUUCACCGUCGGAGACGGAAGUGGAGGUCACAGCAUCUACGGAACAACCUUUGCAGAUGAAAACUUCAGGCUGAAGCAUUCAGGAGCAAGCUGGGUGAGUAUGGCAAAUGCCGGUCCGGACACCAACGGGUCACAGUUCUUCAUCCUGGCUGCCAGGGCACCGUGGCUGGACGGGAAACACGUGGUUUUUGGCAAAGUCCUGGACGGCAUGUCCGUGGUUCACACCAUCGAGCUUCAGGACACCAACGACAGGAACCUGCCGUACACCGAGUGUGUGAUCGUCAACAGCGGCAGGAUCCCCGUCAAGGAGCCCUUCGUAGUGGAGGUGGAGGGCUGGUAAAUGCCACGGUUGCAACUUUGUCUGCAGGACAAAUACAGUGUGUGAUUACUAUACAUUGGUGAUCAUCAGAAAUCAUUUGAAUUUUGCCAAAUUCACAUUUUCAUAUUAUUACUUGUGCAUAUGAACAUGCUAAUACUAUCAUGCUAGCAAGUAGAACUGGGUAUAGUUUGAGAGUUUUUGAUACCAGGGCUGUUAUAAUACCUUAUUUUCAGUAUUGAUACCAAAACAACAUAUUUUUUCAUACUUGAAGGAUUUUUAAAAAUGUUUUUGUCUUUUCCAUUCAACGAAAUACAAACCUCUCAAAUUGGUCGGUGUUUAAUUUUGUCUUAACACAAAGCAGCCGUGCAGGAACUUUGCUCUAAAUAAAAUACGGACAAAAAUGAUCAGAAAUUAUGAUUUGAAUCAGGAAACAUUUGAUCAAAGUGUGAACAAGACUCCGAAUCUGACUCAAAUCCAGCUUUCAGCAUUUGAGAGUUUUCGAUACUCAGUGCUAUGGACACAUUUCAGCUGGUACCAAAAACGUACUGAGGUCCAAUACCUGUCCCUAUUAGCCAGCUAACAUGCACAUGAAGCACUGCGCACCGGACGUCAACAUCUUUACAUGCUAACUGUGACAUGUCCCGAAGCCUAAUGAUGCUAAACAUCAGCGUCCACUAACAUCCAGCAGUUGUGACAAGCUAACCAUAGGCUGCUAAGGUUAGCAUGCUAAGAAGCACUACUUUCCCUCAGUCUGCAACGGCGAUUUAAAGAUGAACAUGACGUCCGAUCGAUCGGACGAGCCUCAUAGAGAAACUGUUAAAAUGAUCAUAGACGGUGAAGGAGCAAUGUUUCCCAUGUGCUCCUUUGUAGAGACGUCUGUAUACUCAGUUGAGAACCUUUUAUCUCCAAAUUGGUUGCAUUUCAGGCUCGUAGCAAAAUAAGCCUCAAUUUUAAGUUGAAAACAUUUCAUUACUGAGAACGAAUAUACAGCAUUUUUAGGUUUGUCAGAUUUUGGCGGGUGGCUUCCACUUUAACCUAUAGGUCUUUAAAGGUGUUUCAUCAGCCUUAAAUGUCUUUUUACCUAGAGCGUGAUUUUCAAAAGAAACAACAACAUAUCACUGAAUGCAAUCACGAACAUCAAAGAUAUUUUUUUGUUCUGCUCAAUGAAACAUUUAUUUAAUUCAAGGUCGGUUUGUUGUUGCAACAGUUUUGUUCGCAACUGUUUUUCCAUUUUCGUGCUUUUUAUUUGUAACAUACGUAGAAGGUCCCACAGAAAA
Messenger RNA from Xiphias gladius (swordfish), 1803 nucleotides. RefSeq names its product peptidyl-prolyl cis-trans isomerase C (gene ppic). The record is from RefSeq and is a predicted model, not a curated record. Gene Ontology annotation, molecular function: peptidyl-prolyl cis-trans isomerase activity. Gene Ontology annotation, biological process: protein folding; protein peptidyl-prolyl isomerization. NCBI's taxonomy places the organism in Eukaryota, Metazoa, Chordata, Actinopteri, Istiophoriformes, Xiphiidae. The annotation marks the transcript as partial. Gene Ontology annotation, cellular component: intracellular membrane-bounded organelle. The transcript is spliced from 6 exons.